This is a messenger RNA of Phalaenopsis equestris, 766 nucleotides long. RefSeq names its product protein PHR1-LIKE 2-like. The transcript has 6 exons. The record is from RefSeq and is a predicted model, not a curated record. Lineage: Eukaryota; Viridiplantae; Streptophyta; Magnoliopsida; Asparagales; Orchidaceae. Gene Ontology annotation, molecular function: DNA-binding transcription factor activity; DNA binding. The coding region runs from base 30 to 695 and encodes 221 amino acids.
CCUUCUUCCAUGCACGAGAAGGGGAAGGUAUGGUGAAUCGCAGAAGCAACGGUACUCAAGUUAGACCCUAUAUCCGAUCAAGCAAGCCUCGCUUCAAUUGGUCAGAUGAGCUCAAAAAACUGUUUGAUGAAGCAGUGAGAGACCUUGGCUGCCCAAGAAAAGCUACACCUAAGAGAAUCAGAGAACUAAUGAGAUGUUCAGAGAUACAGCUCUCUCAUAUCAAGAGUCGUCUUCAGAUGUGCAGAAUCCGCAUGGAGGAGGGGAGGAGAUCAGGUUCUGAUUCAGCACAAGAGUUACUGUUAACAAGAAAAAGAGAGCCAGUAGAUAAUGUUGAUACCAAUGGAGAUGAGCACAGUAUUGUUGUUGAUGGGAAUGAACAUGAUCAAAUAUAUACAUUUAAAAGGUUAAGAAUGGAGGCACGGUCUCCAUCAAUUCAAGGAAGCUCUGGUGCAGCUACUAGUCAAUUUUAUUUUGAUUAUUUUGACACAGCUCAGUUGAAGUGGAGAGCAGUGACUGAGUUCUCAUGUGAUGAUCUUUUCAGGGAUGAACAAUUAGAUGCCUUCAAGGAAAAUGGAUCUGAGGAAGGGCAUAGCAAGGAGAACACAAAAAAUGAUAAUCUGCAGCUCUCCUUGUCUCUGUCAUCGUCGCCAGAGAAGAUUAAUCUCGAUCUCUCGAUGGCAAUUCUAGAAAGCUGAUUAACCUCUAAUCAUUUUUAUCAUUAGUGAUUAAUUAUGUGUAUAGAUGCAUCCAAUGAGGGACAAUUACU